Molecule: messenger RNA, 14418 nt
Organism: Petromyzon marinus (sea lamprey)
Lineage: Eukaryota; Metazoa; Chordata; Hyperoartia; Petromyzontiformes; Petromyzontidae
Source: RefSeq, a predicted model, not a curated record
AUGGGGCGCCGGCGGUGGUGCAAGCGCGACACUCAACGCCGCCGUUUGCGCGCAUCGGCGACCUCGUUCGAGGGCCGGGGCAAAGUGCCCGCGGCAAAGUUGCCCGCGGCAAAGUUGCCCGCGGCAAAGUUGCCCGCGGCAAAGUUGCCCGCGGCAAAGUUGCCCGCGGCAAAGUUGCCCGCGGCAAAGUUGCCCGCGGCAAAGUUGCCCGCGGCAAAGUUGCACCGCGGCAAAGUGCCCGCGGCAAAGUUGCACCGCGGAAAUGCCUCGCCGGCGAUGAUGCCGUCAGGGCGGCGAGGAACCGCCCGGGACGGCGGCUCGCGGGCGGUGUGCACCCUGUGGGCCACCGAGGGCGUUUCCCACGUGGCCACGUUCGACGGCGAGGUGGCGUCCGUGAGCGGCUCGGGGCCCUGCCUCUUCUCGCUCUCGGCCGAGGAGCUGGGACGGUUCAACGUGGAGCCGUCCGUGCAAGUCGGGGACGGCGAGCCCUCCGCGAUCGAGAUCACCACCGACGAGGCCAAUAUCCACGUGGACCUGCAGAGCGGCGCCGUCAGCCUCCUUGGCAAUGCUCUCACGCUGCCGUACAUCGGCAAGGGCUUCUUCAUCAAGAGCUACGGCCCCUACACCAAGUUCACGGCCAAACUGCUGGGACUCUCGGUGGUGUGGGGGGAGGAGUUCGUCACGGUGAAGGUGGACAAGAAAUACGAGAACACCACGGUGGGACUCUGCGGAAGCUACAGCGGCGUCCGUGAAGCCAGAGACACCGUCUCCUCGUGGGUACAAUCCAUGAACACGGGGUCCUGCAAAGCGGACGUCUACACGCCGAUCGCUGACCUCAACAAGCAAGUGGAGUGCGUGGCGCGCUUCUCGGCCUUCACCUCCUGCACGGAGAACAACUCCCCCUUCGUGGGGCUCUGCCUGGACGCCGCCUCCGCUGCCGCCUCGGCGUCGGCCUCGGCUUGCGCGUCCGAGGCGGUCUACGCCCGCCGCUGCCUCCUGCACGGCUUCCCCGCCGACUCCUGGAGGGAGGCCAGCACCUGCCAGGAGCCGAGCUGCUCGGCCAGCUUCGUCUUCAGCGACUGCGGCAGCCCCUGCACCAAGACGUGCUCCAACCCCGUGGGGGAGGUCCAGUGUGAUGAGAGCUGUCUGCCCGGAUGCUUCUGCCCCGAAGGCACGGUGCUGGACGACUACGAGACAAAGACCUGUGUGCCUCCCACCUCGUGCAAGUGCAAGCGCAACGGCCUCCUCUACAACUCCGGCACCGUGCUUGAGGAGACGUCCAGCAUCUGCGGUUGCGCGAGCGGCGUCUGGAGCUGCACCUCGACGGCCGCCGACGCCAUGUGCUCGCUGGAGGGCAGCACCCACGUGACCACGUUCGACUUCAACGCCUACGGCUUCUUCGGGGCGGGCAGCUUCAUCCUCCUGUCGACGAACGGCUGGUCGGUGCAGAUCGACAUUGCGGACAAGGCGCCGGAUUCACCGCGUCUGGAGGCCGUCUUCCUCAAGAUGAAUUCGGGCCUGCUGGAGAUCCGCUCCGACGGGCAAGUGUACCUGGACGACACGGCGCUCGCGUUGCCCCACACCUCCGAUGUGCUGAAGAUCUACGCGCAGACGACCACCUACAUGCAGGUGUUCACCACCGUCGGCCUCAAGAUGCAGGUUCAGCUGGCACCUCUCAUGCAGCUCUACCUCACCGUGCCCACGUCCAUGCAGGGGCAGACUCAAGGGCUGUGCGGCAGCUACAAUGCGGAGAAGGCGGAUGACCUGCGCACGCCGCAGGGCAUCGUGGAGAGCGUGGCGCCGCAGUUCGUGGCGGCGUGGAGCAGCAAACCCCUGGGGGCCAUCAUCGCCGCCGACGCCGGCUCCGUCUGCCGCUACGAGGAUCUGUCGAAGAACUGCGAGCUGAUUGGCCCACCCGUUUUCCUCAAGUGCCAGCAUGUGGUGGACCCCCUACCGUACUAUCAGAACUGCAAACACGACACGUGCCACUGUGGGAAGGACUGCUUCUGCGCGUCAGUCUCGGCGUACGCGCACGCCUGCGCGCUGCGCGGGGUGCUCGUCGCCAACUGGAACCCCGAGAUCUGCGCGCCCACGUGUCCCGCCGGCCAGGAGUUUGUUGACUCGGCCAGCCCCUGCGAGGCCACGUGCCGAGGCGUGGCCGAGCCCGCGUUGUGCCUGGGGCAGGAGCCGGCCUCGGGCUGCCAAUGCGCCGCGGGCACUCUGCUCGACGCCUCCUCGCAGUGCGUGGCGCCCGAACUGUGCCCCUGCUACGUGGGCAACCGCGUCGUGAUCAACGGGCAGAGCUACACCGUUGACGGGCGCGCGUGCCUUUGCAAGGCGGGCAAAAUCACCUGCGAAUCGUCAGACCAAGGCGUUGAGGGCUGCGUCUCGCCCAAGGUCUACGCCAACUGCUCAAAGCUGGCGGACGGAGAACUCGGCGUGGCUUGCCAGCCCAGCUGCCGCAGCGCCGGCAUGCCCUGCAUGAAGAGCUCUUGCAAGUCGGGCUGCACGUGUCCCGCUGGCCUCGUGCUGGACGACGCUGGCGCGUGCGUGGUACAAGACGCGUGCCCCUGCGUGCACAACGGCAACACCUACCGCAAGGGCGACGUGGCCACGGUGGACUGCAACAAGUGCACGUGCAACGGGGGCGUGUGGAGCUGCACGAACGCCACGUGUCCCGGCAUGUGCAAGAUGUACGGCGACGGCCACUUCAUCACCUACGACGGGCGCCGUUUCAUCUUCGACGGGAAGUGCGACUACGCUAUCACGCAGGACUACUGCGGCGGAGCUUCGGGUGCAGGAACCUUCCAGAUCAUCACCGACAACGAAGACUGCGGCACCACGGGGGUCUCCUGCUCAAAGUCCGUGCGCCUCUUCGUCAAGGCGUACAACGUGGAGGUGCGCAUGAAGGACGGCGACGUGCAGGUGCUGCCCGUCGGCGGCGCGGCGUUGCCGGACGUCGGCGCCCUCAGCGUCCACUCGGUGGGGCUCUACCGCAUCGUGCAGACGGACAUCGGCGUCAUGGUCAUGUGGGACCGGCACACGAGCAUCUUCGUCAAGCUCGACACGGGCUACAAGGGAAAGUUGUGCGGCCUCUGCGGCAACUUCAACGGCGACGUGAGCGACGACUUCCGCACGGCCGACGGCUCGACCGUGGCGAGCGCCAUAACGUUCGGCAACAGCUGGAAGAUGAAGGAGAGCUGUGCCGCCGUCGAAACCGAGGCGCAGCCGUGCGAGCGCAACCCCUACCGCCUCGUGUGGGCCCAGCGCAAGUGCAACAUCAUCAACAGCGACGUCUUCCAGGACUGCCACGACCAGGUGUACCACGUGCCGUACUUCGACGCGUGCGUGCGCGACUCGUGCGCGUGCGACACGGGCGGCGACUGCGAGUGCUUCUGCACGGCAGUGGCCGCGUACGCCCAGGCCUGCAACGAGGCCGGCGUGUGCGUCAAGUGGAGGACCCCCGAGCGAUGCCCCGUGUUCUGCGACUACUACAACAAGGACGACAGUGACUGCACGUGGCACUACAGCGCCUGCGGCUCCCUGCCACUCACCUGCCGCAAACAGCAGCAGCCCGGCGGUUUCGCGCUGCCCCGCAUGGAAGGCUGCUACCCACGUUGCCCCUCGGCCACACCUUACCUGGACGAGAACAGCAUGCGGUGCGUGACUCUCUCGGCAUGCAGCUGCUACCUGGGCGACGAGGACGUGCCGGCCGGCGGCCAGAUCGUCAUCUCCGAAUCGUGCCAAGUGUGCAAGUGCAAGGAUGGGCAGCUGACAUGCACGGAAGCAGAGGGCUGCUGCGUGGGAGGCAAGGUGUACGCGGCGGGCGGAGUGAUCUCGAAGGAAACGGACGCCGUGGGGCUGUGCACCUUCACCAAGACGUGCAUGGCGUCGGGCGCGGUGAAGGACUCCACCGAGUGCAAGGCCAUCACCUCGGCCGCGCCCACCACCACCGCGGGGACGACAAAGAUGCUGCCGCCACUGCCGAUGACGACGGAGAAGGUCGCCGUGGUGACCACGGAGGGCCCGACCACGGCAACAACACUGCCGACGUCGACCGCGCAGAAGCUCACGGAGGCGCCGUUGGAGAAGAUAACGCAGGUGCCGGUGGAGCAGACGAGGCCGGUAGCAACCACGAGCACGCCCGCACCGGUCACGACCAAACCCAGGCCGGUGGCGACCACGCCCAGAGCGGUCGAGAGCACGCCGGGUCCAGUCGGUUCCACGCCGGGACCGAUCAAAACCACGCCGGGACCAGUCACAACUACUACCGGGCCAGUCGGAUCCACGCCCGCAUCAGUCGGAUCCACACCGGGACCAGUGAAAACCACACCUGGACCAGCUGGUUCUACACCCGGGCCAGUCGGCUCCACACCAGGACCAGUUGGUUCAACACCCGGACCAGUCAGUUCCACAUCUGGACCAGCAGGAUCCACACCAGGACCAGUCGGUUCUACACCUGUAGCAGUCGGAUCCACACCCGGACCAGUCACAACCACGCCUGGACCAGUCGGAUCCACACCGGGACCAGUCGGGUCCACACCGGGACCAGUCACAACCACGCCUGGACCAGUCGGAUCCACACCCGGACCAGUCGGGUCCACACCGGGACCAGUCGGAUCGACAUCCGGGCCAGUCACAACCACGCCUGGACCAGUCGGAUCCACACCAGGGCCAGCAACAACGACACCCGGACCAAUUGGAUCCACGCCCUCAUCAGUCGGAUCCACACCUGGACCAGCCGGUUCUACACCCGGACCAGUCGGCACCACACCAGGACCAGUUGGUUCUACACCCGGACCAGUCAGUUCUACACCUGGACCAGCAGGUUCCACACCAGGAGCAGUCGGUUCCACACCUGUACCAGUCGGUUUCACAACCGCAUCAGUCGGAUCCACGCCAGGGCCAGUCACAACCACGCCUGGACCAAUCGGAUCCACACCGGGACCAGUCGGUUCCACCCCCACAUCAGUCGGAUCUACACCCGGACCAGUAGUGACCACACCCGCACCGGUCGGUUCCACGCCCGCUUCAGUCGGUUCCACACCCGGACCAGUUAGUUCGACGCCUGCAGCAGUCACAACCACGGCCGCAGCGGUCCCCUGCAUGGGAACUUGGUCUGAUUGGUACAACGUGGACUACCCGCAAACGAGCCAGCAAAACGGAGACUACGAAACGUUCGACAACAUCAGGCAAAAUGGCCAGGCCAUCUGCCCGAUGGGCAACCAAGUGGAGGCCAUCGAGUGCAAGGCAAUGCGCUUCCCCAACGUGGCGUGGCAAGAACUGGGACAGAAGAUCAGGUGUGAUGCGCAAGUGGGGCUCAUCUGCGACAAUGCGGAGCAAUCCACGUCCAUGUGCUUCGACUACAAGAUCCGAGUGUGCUGCGGCCAGGUGAUCGCAACAACAACACUUGCACCGGCGGUGACCACCAAGGCAUCCGUGGCAACUACAGCUGGACCAGUCGGAUCCACGCUCGGACCAGUCGUAUCUACACCCGGACCAGUCACAACCACGCCUGGACCAGUCGGAUCCACACCGGGACCAGUCGGGUCCACACCGGGACCAGUCACAACCACACCUGGACCAGUCGGAUCCACGCCCGGACCAGUCGGAUCCACACCCGGACCAGUCGGGUCCACACCGGGACCAGUCGGAUCGACAUCCGGGCCAGUCACAACCACGCCUGGACCAGUCGGAUCCACACCAGGGCCAGCAACAACGACACCCGGACCAAUUGGAUCCACGCCCUCAUCAGUCGGAUCCACACCUGGACCAGCCGGUUCUACACCCGGACCAGUCGGCACCACACCAGGACCAGUUGGUUCUACACCCGGACCAGUCAGUUCUACACCUGGACCAGCAGGUUCCACACCAGGAGCAGUCGGUUCCACACCUGUACCAGUCGGUUUGACAACCGCAUCAGUCGGAUCCACACCAGGGCCAGUCACAACCACGCCUGGACCAAUCGGAUCCACACCGGGACCAGUCGGUUCCACCCCCACAUCAGUCGAAUCUACACCCGGACCAGUAGUGACCACACCCGCACCGGUCGGUUCCACGCCCGCUUCAGUCGGUUCCACACCCGGACCAGUUAGUUCCACGCCUGCAGCAGUCACAACCACGGCCGCAGCUGUCCCCUGCAUGGGAACUUGGUCUGAUUGGUACAACGUGGACUACCCGCAAACGAGCCAGCAAAACGGAGACUACGAAACGUUCGACAACAUCAGGCAAAAUGGCCAGGCCAUCUGCCCGAUGGGCGACCAAGUGGAGGCCAUCGAGUGCAAGGCAAUGAACUUCCCCAACGUGGCGUGGCAAGAACUGGGACAGAAGAUCAGGUGUGAUGCGCAAGUGGGGCUCAUCUGCGACAACGCGGAGCAAUCCACGUCCAUGUGCUUCGACUACAAGAUCCGAGUGUGCUGCGGCCAGGUGAUCGCAACAACAACACUUGCACCGGCGGUGACCACCAAGGCAUCCGUGGCAACUACAGCUGGACCAGUCGGAUCCACACCGGGACCAGUCGGGUCCACACCGGGACCAGUCACAACCACGCCUGGACCAGUCGGAUCCACGCCCGGACCAGUCGGAUCCACACCCGGACCAGUCGGUUCCACACCGGGACCAGUCGGAUCGACAUCCGGGCCAGUCACAACCACACCUGGACCAGUCGGAUCCACACCAGGGCCAGUAACAACGACACCCGGACCAAUUGGAUCCACGCCCUCAUCAGUCGGAUCCACACCUGGACCAGCCGGUUCUACACCCGGACCAGUUGGCUCCACACCAGGACCAGUUGGUUCUACACCCGGACCAGUCAGUUCUACACCUGGACCAGCAGGUUCCACACCAGGAGCAGUCGGUUCCACACCUGUACCAGUCGGUUUCACAACCGCAUCAGUCGGAUCCACACCAGGGCCAGUCACAACCACGCCUGGACCAGUCGGAUCCACACCAGGGCCAGUCACAACCACGCCUGGACCAAUCGGAUCCACACCGGGACCAGUAAGUUCCACACCCGCAUCAGUCGGUUCCACACCCGGACCAGUUAGUUCGACGCCUGCAGCAGUCACAACCACGGCCGCAGCGGUCCGCUGCAUGGGAACUUGGUCUGAUUGGUACAACGUGGACUCCCCUCAAACGAGCCAGCAAAACGGAGACUACGAAACGUUCGACAACAUCAGGCAAAAUGGCCAGGCCAUCUGCCCGAUGGGCAACCAAGUGGAGGCCAUCGAGUGCAAGGCAAUGCGCUUCCCCAACGUGGCGUGGCAAGAACUGGGACAGAAGAUCAGGUGUGAUGCGCAAGUGGGGCUCAUCUGCGACAAUGCGGAGCAAUCCACGUCCAUGUGCUUCGACUACAAGAUCCGAGUGUGCUGCGGCCAGGUGAUCGCAACAACAACACUUGCACCGGCGGUGACCACCAAGGCAUCCGUGGCAACUACAGCUGGACCAGUCGGAUCCACGCCCGGACCAGUCGUAUCCACACCCGGACCAGUCACAACCACGCCUGGACCAGUCGGAUCCACACCGGGACCAGUCGUAUCCACACCCGGACCAGUCACAACCACGCCUGGACCAGUCGGAUCCACACCGGGACCAGUCGGGUCCACACCGGGACCAGUCACAACCACGCCUGGACCAGUCGGAUCCACACCCGGACCAGUCGGGUCCACACCGGGACCAGUCGGAUCGACAUCCGGGCCAGUCACAACCACGCCUGGACCAGUCGGAUCCACACCAGGGCCAGUAACAACAACACCCGGACCAAUUGGAUCCACGCCCUCAUCAGUUGGAUCCACACCGGGACCAGUCGAAACUACACCCGGACCAGUCAGAACCACGCCUGGACCAGUCGGAUCCACACCGGGACCAGUCGGGUCCACACCGGGACCAGUCACAACCACGCCUGGACCAGUCGGAUCCACGCCCGGACCAGUCGGAUCCACACCCGGACCAGUCGGGUCCACAACGGGACCAGUCGGAUCGACAUCCGGGCCAGUCACAACCACGCCUGGACCACUCGGAUCCACACCAGGGCCAGCAACAACGACACCCGGACCAAUUGGAUCCACGCCCUCAUCAGUAGGAUCCACACCUGGACCAGCCGGUUCUACACCCGGACCAGUCGGCACCACACCAGGACCAGUUGGUUCUACACCCGGUCCAGUCAGUUCUACACCUGGACCAGCAGGUUCCACACCAGCACCAGUCGGUUCCACACCUGUACCAGUCGGUUUCACAACCGCAUCAGUCGUAUCCACACCCGGACCAGUCACAACCACGCCUGGACCAGUCGGAUCCACACCGGGACCAGUCGGGUCCACACCGGGACCAGUCACAACCACGCCUGGACCAGUCGGAUCCACGCCCGGACCAGUCGGAUCCACACCCGGACCAGUCGGUUCCACACCGGGACCAGUCGGAUCGACAUCCGGGCCAGUCACAACCACACCUGGACCAGUCGGAUCCACACCAGGGCCAGUAACAACGACACCCGGACCAAUUGGAUCCACGCCCUCAUCAGUCGGAUCCACACCUGGACCAGCCGGUUCUACACCCGGACCAGUUGGCUCCACACCAGGACCAGUUGGUUCUACACCCGGACCAGUCAGUUCUACACCUGGACCAGCAGGUUCCACACCAGGAGCAGUCGGUUCCACACCUGUACCAGUCGGUUUCACAACCGCAUCAGUCGGAUCCACACCAGGGCCAGUCACAACCACGCCUGGACCAGUCGGAUCCACACCAGGGCCAGUCACAACCACGCCUGGACCAAUCGGAUCCACACUGGGACCAGUAAGUUCCACACCCGCAUCAGUCGGUUCCACACCCGGACCAGUUAUUUCGACGCCUGCAGCAGUCACAACCACGGCCGCAGCGGUCCGCUGCAUGGGAACUUGGUCUGAUUGGUACAACGUGGACUCCCCUCAAACGAGCCAGCAAAACGGAGACUACGAAACGUUCGACAACAUCAGGCAAAAUGGCCAGGCCAUCUGCCCGAUGGGCAACCAAGUGGAGGCCAUCGAGUGCAAGGCAAUGCGCUUCCCCAACGUGGCGUGGCAAGAACUGGGACAGAAGAUCAGGUGUGAUGCGCAAGUGGGGCUCAUCUGCGACAAUGCGGAGCAAUCCACGUCCAUGUGCUUCGACUACAAGAUCCGAGUGUGCUGCGGCCAGGUGAUCGCAACAACAACACUUGCACCGGCGGUGACCACCAAGGCAUCCGUGGCAACUACAGCUGGACCAGUCGGAUCCACGCCCGGACCAGUCGUAUCCACACCCGGACCAGUCACAACCACGCCUGGACCAGUCGGAUCCACACCGGGACCAGUCGUAUCCACACCCGGACCAGUCACAACCACGCCUGGACCAGUCGGAUCCACACCGGGACCAGUCGGGUCCACACCGGGACCAGUCACAACCACGCCUGGACCAGUCGGAUCCACACCGGGACCAGUCGGAUCGACAUCCGGGCCAGUCACAACCACGCCUGGACCAGUCGGAUCCACACCAGGGCCAGCAACAACGACACCCGGACCAAUUGGAUCCACGCCCUCAUCAGUCGGAUCCACACCUGGACCAGCCGGUUCUACACCCGGACCAGUCGGCACCACACCAGGACCAGUUGGUUCUACACCCGGACCAGUCAGUUCUACACCUGGACCAGCAGGUUCCACACCAGGAGCAGUCGGUUCCACACCUGUACCAGUCGGUUUCACAACCGCAUCAGUCGGAUCCACACCAGGGCCAGUCACAACCACGCCUGGACCAAUCGGAUCCACACCGGGACCAGUCGGGUCCACACCGGGACCAGUCGGAUCCACACCAGGGCCAGUCACAACCACGCCUGGACCAAUCGGAUCCACACCGGGACCAGUCGGUUCCACCCCCACAUCAGUCGGAUCUACACCCGGCCCAGUAGUGACCACACCCGCACCGGUCGGUUCCACGCCCGCUUCAGUCGGUUCCACACCUGGACCAGUUAGUUCCACGCCUGCAGCAGUCACAACCACGGCCGCAGCGGUCCCCUGCAUGGGAACUUGGUCUGAUUGGUACAACGUGGACUACCCGCAAACGAGCCAGCAAAACGGAGACUACGAAACGUUCGACAACAUCAGGCAAAAUGGCCAGGCCAUCUGCCCGAUGGGCGACCAAGUGGAGGCCAUCGAGUGCAAGGCAAUGCGCUUCCCCAACGUGGCGUGGCAAGAACUGGGACAGAAGAUCAGGUGUGAUGCGCAAGUGGGGCUCAUCUGCGACAAUGCGGAGCAAUCCACGUCCAUGUGCUUCGACUACAAGAUCCGAGUGUGCUGCGGCCAGGUGAUCGCAACAACAACACUUGCACCGGCGGUGACCACCAAGGCAUCCGUGGCAACUACAGCUGGACCAGUCGGAUCCACGCCCGGACCAGUCGUAUCCACACCCGGACCAGUCGGAUCCACACCGGGACCAGUCGGGUCCACACCGGGACCAGUCACAACCACGCCUGGACCAGUCGGAUCCACACCCGGACCAGUCGGGUCCACACCGGGACCAGUCGGAUCGACAUCCGGGCCAGUCACAACCACGCCUGGACCAGUCGGAUCCACACCAGGGCCAGCAACAACGACACCCGGACCAAUUGGAUCCACGCCCUCAUCAGUCGGAUCCACACCUGGACCAGCCGGUUCUACACCCGGACCAGUCGGCACCACACCAGGACCAGUUGGUUCUACACCCGGACCAGUCAGUUCUACACCUGGACCAGCAGGUUCCACACCAGGAGCAGUCGGUUCCACACCUGUACCAGUCGGUUUCACAACCGCAUCAGUCGGAUCCACACCAGGGCCAGUCACAACCACGCCUGGACCAAUCGGAUCCACACCGGGACAAGUCGGGUCCACACCGGGACCAGUCGGAUCCACACCAGGGCCAGUCACAACCACGCCUGGACCAAUCGGAUCCACACCGGGACCAGUCGGUUCCACCCCCACAUCAGUCGGAUCUACACCCGGACCAGUAGUGACCACACCCGCACCGGUCGGUUCCACGCCCGCUUCAGUCGGUUCCACACCCGGACCAGUUAGUUCCACGCCUGCAGCAGUCACAACCACGGCCGCAGCGGUCCCCUGCAUGGGAACUUGGUCUGAUUGGUACAACGUGGACUACCCGCAAACGAGCCAGCAAAACGGAGACUACGAAACGUUCGACAACAUCAGGCAAAAUGGCCAGGCCAUCUGCCCGAUGGGCGACCAAGUGGAGGCCAUCGAGUGCAAGGCAAUGAACUUCCCCAACGUGGCGUGGCAAGAACUGGGACAGAAGAUCAGGUGUGAUGCGCAAGUGGGGCUCAUCUGCGACAACGCGGAGCAAUCCAUGUCCAUGUGCUUCGACUACAAGAUCCGGGUGUGCUGCGGCCAGGUGAUCGCAACAACAACACUUGCACCGGCGGUGACCACCAAGGCAUCCGUGGCAACUACAGCUGGGCCAGUCGGAUCCACACCAGGACCAGUCGGAUCCACACCCGGACCAGUCAGAACCACGCCCGGACCAGUCGGUUCCACGCCGGGACCAGUUGUAUCCACACCCCGGCCAGUCACAACCACGCCUGGACCAGUCGGAUCCACACCAGGGCCAGUAACAACAACACCCGGACCAAUUGGAUCCACGCCCUCAUCAGUUGGAUCCACACCGGGACCAGUCGAAACUACACCCGGACCAGUCGGAUCCACUCCCGGACCUGUCGGAUCCACACCAGCAUCAGUCGAAACCACACCGGGUAGAGUCACAACCAUGUCUGGACCAGUCGUAUCCACACCAGGACCAGUAACAACUACGCCUGGACCAAUCGGAUCCACAGCAGCAUCAGUCGAAACCACACCGGGACCAGUCACAACCACGCCUGGACCAGUCGGAUCCACGCCCGGACCAGUCAGAUCCACACCCGGACCAGUCGGAUCGACAUCCGGGCCAGUCACAACCACGCCUGGACCAGUCGGAUCCACACCAGGGCCAGCAACAACGACACCCGGACCAAUUGGAUCCACGCCCUCAUCAGUCGGAUCCACACCUGGACCAGCCGGUUCUACACCCGGACCAGUCGGCACCACACCAGGACCAGUUGGUUCUACACCCGGACCAGUCAGUUCUACACCUGGACCAGCAGGUUCCACACCAGGAGCAGUCGGUUCCACACCUGUACCAGUCGGUUUUACAACCGCAUCAGUCGGAUCCACACCAGGGCCAGUCACAACCACGCCUGGACCAAUCGGAUCCACACCGGGACCAGUCGGUUCCACCCCCACAUCAGUCGGAUCUACACCCGGACCAGUAGUGACCACACCCGCACCGGUCGGUUCCACGCCCGCUUCAGUCGGUUCCACACCCGGACCAGUUAGUUCGACGCCUGCAGCAGUCACAACCACGGCCGCAGCGGUCCCCUGCAUGGGAACUUGGUCUGAUUGGUACAACGUGGACUACCCGCAAACGAGCCAGCAAAACGGAGACUACGAAACGUUCGACAACAUCAGGCAAAAUGGCCAGGCCAUCUGCCCGAUGGGCGACCAAGUGGAGGCCAUCGAGUGCAAGGCAAUGAACUUCCCCAACGUGGCGUGGCAAGAACUGGGACAGAAGAUCAGGUGUGAUGCGCAAGUGGGGCUCAUCUGCGACAACGCGGAGCAAUCCAUGUCCAUGUGCUUCGACUACAAGAUCCGAGUGUGCUGCGGCCAGGUGAUCGCAACAACAACACUUGCACCGGCGGUGACCACCAAGGCAUCCGUGGCAACUACAGCUGGACCAGUCGGAUCCACACCAGGACCAGUCGGAUCCACACCCGGACCAGUCAGAACCACGCCCGGACCAGUCGGUUCCACGCCGGGACCAGUCGGAUCCACGCCCGGACCAGUUGUAUCCACACCCCGGCCAGUCACAUCCACGCCUGGACCAGUCGGAUCCACACCAGGGCCAGUAACAACAACACCCGGACCAAUUGGAUCCACGCCCUCAUCAGUUGGAUCCACACCGGGACCAGUCGAAACUACACCCGGACCAGUCGGAUCCACUCCCGGACCUGUCGGAUCCACACCAGCAUCAGUCGAAACCACACCGGGUAGAGUCACAACCAUGUCUGGACCAGUCGUAUCCACACCAGGACCAGUAACAACUACGCCUGGACCAAUCGGAUCCACAGCAGCAUCAGUCGAAACCACACCGGGACCAGUCACAACCACGCCCGGACCAGUCGGAUCCACACCAACAUCAGUCGGAUCUACACCGGGACCAGUCGUAACCACACCUGGACCAGUCGGCUCCACGCCUGCAUCAGUCGGAUCCACACUGGGACCACUCGUAACCACACUCGGGCCAGUCGGUUCCACACCCAGACCCGUUGGAUCCACUCCCAUCAUCAAUCAAGCUACUACAACUCCAUUGGUGUGCCCGGGUGCCUGGUCGCAGUGGUUCGACGUCUCCAACCCAAGCCUAGACAACAGCGGCGACGACGAGAGCUACGCCGCCAUCCGAGCCACCGGCUUGGAGGUCUGCUCCGGCAGGCAGACACCGAUAAGCAUCGAAUGCCGCGCCGACAAAUUCCCCGGCGUUCCCGUUGACCAGCUCGGCCAGGUGGUGUCGUGCGACAGCGGCAGCGGCCUCGUCUGCCGCAACGGCGACCAGAGCGGCGACUUGCAGCUGUGCUACAACUACCGCGUCCGGGUGUGCUGCGGCCUCGUCACCACCGUUCCCACUGCGGUCCCGACGACGCUGCUCGCCACCACAGCCGCCACUACGGCCGUCGUUACGAGUGAGUGGCUGCUGCUGCUGAAUUCGGUUACAAAUUCGCCGUUGGCCACCGGCCACCACCGCCCCCCUGGGAGGAUCUGUCGUGAGUGGUUUCUCCCGUGUGACUCGACCCUCCCAUUUUAUCCCCGCCCCGCCAUGUUGUGGCCGUGCCUGUGCGAGAUCUCGCAGGGAGUCACCGUCGCUUCAGGCGACAUGGUCUACAACACAACGGACGGGCUGGGCGGCUGCCGUGUUGCCGUGUGCCUGCCUGACUGCUCCGGAAUCUCGGCCACAUCAGGCCCAUGCCAGACCACCACCGCCUUCGUCACCGGGGUGGUCACCACCACCGUCGCCGCUACCUUCACCACCAACGGUGCCUCGACCACGACCCUUGGCCCGGACGACGGUCAAGCCGCUGCCCACGACGACCGCGACGACAACGCCCGUCCGGACUACGGCCGCUCCCGUCCAGACGAGGACCGCUGCUUUCGCUACAACGGCAGCAACAACGGCAGCCCCGGGCCAGACGACAGCCGGUCCGGGCCAGACGACAGCUGGUCCGGGCCAGACGACAGCUGGCCCAGUGCAGACAACACCUGGUGCAGUUACUACAACAGCAGCAACAACAGCCGGUCCAGUGCAGACAACAGCAGGACCAGUCCAGACAACAGCUGCUGA